Molecule: messenger RNA, 1291 nt
Organism: Prorocentrum cordatum
Lineage: Eukaryota; Dinophyceae; Prorocentrales; Prorocentraceae
Source: the annotation of a GenBank genome assembly
CGGACUCUUCAGCCAGAGCUAUAAGACGCAGGACAGGUACGUUGUUGGGCCCCACCUAGUGAGGGCGCUCGGGGCAAGGACACGGCGACUAGCACAGGCGUGCCUCGACAUCGACAAGAUCGACGAGGUAACGGGGAGUAGGAAACUGACAGGUUUGAGCCGUGUCUUCGAUUUCUUCUUCUCCACGCUCGACCUGUCCAAUGAGAACGAGAUGGGAAAUUCAGCAGAGAAGUUCUUCGACAAGCUCCAGCGAGAGUCAGGUGAGGGUUUCCCCGCGACUGUGAUUUCGACAAGACGUACAAAACGCCCUGCACUAGAUGCCCGAUGGAAGCGCUGAAGGAGGUGGACGGGGCCUGCGAGAAGAAGGACGGGUGUGCGGGUUUCUCUGGCGAGGCGGACGAGAAUGGAUGCGACGGCCACGACGGCGAUAAUCGAUCGGAUCUCGCAGGUAUCGUGGACCAGCUGGCGAGCUUGGCGGACGAGGGCGACGCGCUGAUGCUGGGCGACGCUGAGCUCGAAGACGAACCUGAGGACGGCAUUUAUGCAGAGUUCAAGCAGACGGGCCGGAACUUCAAGGACGCGCGGGACCUCAUCCGCAGACUGAUGGUGGCAAGGGGCAACUACCCGGUCUUGGCGCCACGUCCUCCCGCAGCCCGUGGGCCUCGCCUUCGUCGCCUUCGUGAGCCAUGGCGCGGGGCCCGGCCUGGAGGGGGCCAGGAAACGGCGCGUGACAGGCGCGGGAUGAGGUGCCUGGCUUGCCGCAGCUACGGGCGCCAGGCCAAGGGCUGUCCCUGCAGGAACAAGACGUGCGGCAAGCCGCAACCCAACGAGACGAUCUCUUUCGCGCUUCCCGAGCUGGGCGAGCUGGUCUUCCUCCUGGACGACGCGAACGGCAUCCGGGCAAUCCUGGGCGGCGGGGCGACCCGGAGCCUCAUCGGGGUCACGAUGUCGGAGUUCUUUGUCUACGACGUGAGGGAGAAUUUUUGGCACCGAGUUCGACGUGGUUGAGACGAGGCGAUUUUUCACAUUCGGUGAUCUCCAGCUCAAGAGCUCCGUGGGUUCCAUGGUCGGCAACCUCUUUCUGGGGGGGCGGGCAGGAGAGGGUCGAGAUCUCUGUCGUGGACAACGACGCGCCGCUGCUGAUCGGGGUGGACUCUCUGGGGCCUGACCACGCUAGCGCCCUGAUCGACUGCGGGGGCGGCUGCCUGAUGCUGCCCAAGAUCUCAAACCGCAUCUACCAGUGUCGGAAGAUGCCGAGUGGACACUUGGCAAUCAACUUGACGACGCCGAC